GACUUAGAGACAACUGAUGACAAGGUGCUCAAAUACAAGUCCAUGGCGAUGCAUAUGGUGAAGCAACGGGUGAAACUCGUUGUCGAGCCAACAUCGGAGGGCGCAUUUGCAACUGCAAUCGCAGAUGCUGAGAUUGGCAAGAUACGGGGGGGUGGAGGGCAAGAGAGUGAUGUGGAGAUGAUGCAUACCUUCACCAAGAGCAAUCUUGACAUACCAGAGGUCAAGCAUCCCAUCUAUGCAGGGAGCUCCUCAGGAGAUCUCAUCAUCGGCCCCAUCAAUCUGGAGAGCUAUGCCCAGCGCUUAUGGCAAGUGACCGAAGAUGAUAAGAAGAAGAUCUAUUCCACCUAUCGGGUGGCAGUGGGUGGCGCCACAGAGACAGCUCCCUCAGAGUCAGGGAAGAGGACCCAGUUCAAGAAGAAGGAACUCACCAGGGCUCAUGUCGUUGCUGGAUACAAACACCUGGGUGAGCUGGUGUACGAAGCAAUGCUAGAUGAAAAGUCUCCGCUCCAUGAUGCCAAGUUGUGUGCCUUGCUUGCUCAGAAGGGUGACGACCAGAAGGCGGCGGUGACAAAGAAGGGGCAGAACAAGCGAAAGGCAACAGCUGACAUUGAGAAGCCUGAGAAGACCACGGAAAAGACCGCCGAGGAGAAUGCCAGUGGUGGAGCCAGCGCAGCUGAAACCAAAGAAGGCACUGAAGUCACUGAGGGCACGGACCCCAAGACCGCAGCUGGCAAGAAGCCAAGAACUUCCAAUGGAUCUUCCAGCAGUGGUACACCUGCUGCUGGUGGGGGGUCGUCAAUCGACGUUCUCAUGAACCAGUUGAAGAAUCUUCGCAAAACCUGA
Molecule: messenger RNA, 843 nt
Organism: Durusdinium trenchii
Lineage: Eukaryota; Dinophyceae; Suessiales; Symbiodiniaceae
Source: the annotation of a GenBank genome assembly